Molecule: messenger RNA, 559 nt
Organism: Cydia strobilella
Lineage: Eukaryota; Metazoa; Arthropoda; Insecta; Lepidoptera; Tortricidae
Exons: 4
Coding region: 56-559 (167 amino acids)
Source: RefSeq, a predicted model, not a curated record
CGGGAGGGGUUUAAAUGAAACUUGUUUGAAACUGAUACCACGAGUGAUAUUCCACAUGCGAAGACUUGAGAAUUUGGGGUCAGCGGUGGUGGCUACCUGGCUGUAUGCCAUGAUCGCCUCCGCAGCGCUCCGACCAGGUCAGAGGCUUCCAAACGCAGACCGGAUGGAGGAGAUCAUACACCUCGGACUGUUCCCCGACAAACCCAGAAGCAUGUCCUUUUUGGACUACUUUCGUAACUUUACAGAUGUCAACGAAAACCUGACAAAGGUACUAGAAAGGCUGGAUUUCAACGUCCUGGAUUCCAAAAAUCUGGAGAACGUCAUCAUGCUUGCCGAGGAAGCCAAGAGGCUUAAAGAGUUGAAGUUGGUGGCCGAUUUAGACGCUGGGAGAAUGAAAGAGGCCACGGACGCAAGGCGGCAGCUGCAUAUAUUCAAUAAUAAGGAGCAUCCCUAUGCCUGGAAUAUAGCUGGCAGACGGAAAUUAGUCCAAUUCAUGCAGCACGCGGUGUAUUCGACGAGAUACGAGAUCAAUAAGGAACACACACUUAGAAAAAAGUAA